CUAUAUAAGGAGGUGUGUGAAAAAUAUGUAUCAUUAUUCAAUUAGUAUCACAAACAAACAACAAUGGCAUUCAAAGCUAUCGUCCUCUGCGCUACUGCACUCUUUGUCCAGACAGUCUUCAGCCAAUGCCUUGGGCGUAUUGCCGGACCCUUAGCCGGCCGUCCUGCUCUGGCGCUCGACGGUCUCGGUUAUGACGCGUGGGGCUACGACGGUCUCACUGGCUGGAACGCCGGCCGUCUUGGUUGCGGCGCCUACGGACCCGCCAUCGCUCCCGCAGUAGAUAUCGCUGCUGCCAGCACUCUCAACGCCGCCUACGGUGGUGGUCUGCCCGUCGCCACUGCCUCCCCCGCUGCCCCCACCGGCCUCGCUGUCGCCUCUGAGAACGUGUAUGAGGGUGCUGUCGCCGUGGCCGGUAACCUGCCGUUCCUUGGCACCGUCGCUAUGGAGGGAGUGUUCCCGACCGCCGGCGCCGGUGCUGUGUCAUACGGUUGCGGUGACGGUGCUGUCGCCAUCACUGCCGAGGGUCCCAUCUCUGGUCCCGCUGCCAUCGCUCCCGCCAUGGCCCCACUCGGUCUUGCUGCUGUUGGCUCCGCCGCCAUUGCUCCCGCCAUGGCCCCGCUCGGCCUCGCUGCUGCCGCUCCCUUCGGCAUUGCUUCCCGUGGUUGCGGAUGUGGUGGUCCCUACCUUUACUAGAUUACGUAUUACCGGCAUUCUUAAAUAAAUAUGAUAGAACUUAAAA
Manduca sexta (tobacco hornworm) is the source of this 739-nucleotide messenger RNA. Its product is annotated as chorion protein ERB.1. Bases 64 to 693 code for a protein of 209 amino acids. Gene Ontology annotation, molecular function: structural constituent of egg chorion. Gene Ontology annotation, biological process: multicellular organism development; chorion-containing eggshell formation. The record is from RefSeq and is a predicted model, not a curated record. Gene Ontology annotation, cellular component: egg chorion. The transcript has 2 exons. NCBI's taxonomy places the organism in Eukaryota, Metazoa, Arthropoda, Insecta, Lepidoptera, Sphingidae.